Molecule: messenger RNA, 861 nt
Organism: Vanderwaltozyma polyspora DSM 70294
Lineage: Eukaryota; Fungi; Ascomycota; Saccharomycetes; Saccharomycetales; Saccharomycetaceae
Gene: PET8
Product: Pet8p
Exons: 1
Coding region: 1-861 (286 amino acids)
Biological process (GO): transmembrane transport
Cellular component (GO): mitochondrial inner membrane
Molecular function (GO): S-adenosyl-L-methionine transmembrane transporter activity
Source: RefSeq, a predicted model, not a curated record
AUGUCUUAUGAUGGAUUUUUCGUGUCACUAUUAAGUGGUGCUGCUGCAGGUAUUGCAACAGAUUUAAGUUUCUUCCCAAUUGAUACUGUCAAAACUAGGUUACAAGCCAAAGGUGGAUUCUUCGUUAAUGGGGGUUAUCAUGGUAUUUAUAGAGGUCUGGGUAGUGCUAUAGUGGCUUCUGCUCCAAGUGCUUCUUUAUUUUUUAUUACUUAUGAUUUUAUGAAGGCUAAAUUGAGGCCGGUUUUAAUUAAUUUAACAAAUUCAUCUUCUCAAUCCAUUGAUACUUUUACUCAUAUGAUUGCUUCUUCUGCUGGUGAAAUUUCUGCUUGUUUAGUAAGAGUGCCUGCAGAAGUUAUCAAACAAAGAACCCAAACUACAAGAGGACAUUCUUCUUGGAAAACAUUUAAAAUUUUAUUAGAGAAUAAAAAUGGUGAAGGCUUUCGAAGAAAUUUUUAUCGUGGUUGGUCAACAACCAUUAUGAGGGAAAUUCCAUUCACUUGUAUACAAUUCCCAUUAUAUGAAUUUUUGAAAAAAAAAUGGUCUCAGGAAAAUGGACAUCCUAUUAAUGAAUUAGCCCCAUGGAAGGGUGCUAUAUGUGGUUCGAUUGCAGGUGGUAUAGCAGCGGCUUCAACAACACCUUUGGAUGUCUUGAAAACAAGACUGAUGUUAAGCCAUAAAUCCAUACCGUUGGCAACAUUAACCAAAGAACUUUAUAGAGAGGAAGGUUUAAAAGUAUUCUUUAGUGGUAUUGGUCCAAGAACUAUGUGGAUUAGUGCCGGCGGUGCAAUUUUCCUAGGGGUAUACGAAACUGCCCAUUCAUUGUUGACUAUGUCAAAAUCCGAAGCUGAUAGACUCUUGUAA